This is a messenger RNA of Cuculus canorus (common cuckoo), 4991 nucleotides long. It is a transcript of the gene USP20, whose product is annotated as ubiquitin specific peptidase 20. Gene Ontology annotation, biological process: protein deubiquitination. The record is from RefSeq and is a predicted model, not a curated record. Gene Ontology annotation, molecular function: zinc ion binding; cysteine-type deubiquitinase activity. The coding region runs from base 283 to 3018 and encodes 911 amino acids. The transcript is spliced from 24 exons. NCBI's taxonomy places the organism in Eukaryota, Metazoa, Chordata, Aves, Cuculiformes, Cuculidae.
AGUCGGUGAAUCUCGUGUCUGACAUUCCUGACAGCUGGCUCUAGCUUUGGUAGAAACCACACAAGUUGUUUCGAGCAAAAAUAAACCCUUGAGAACUGUGUUGCUGGAGCAGGCAGAGACAGUGGGUUUGGCAGCGGUUUAAGCGACUGGAAGUAGGUUGCAGUUACGGCGAAAUUGUUCUGACAUGUCCGCGUGCUGUUCUCCCAUGGUGGUGCUUGGAAAAGACAGGCUGAAGGACUGGUUUUAAGGGAAACACCUCCCUGCAGGUGAGCGCUGGUGAAAAUGGAGGAUACAAGGGACAUCUGUCCUCACCUGGAUUCCAUAGGAGAGGUGACCAGAGACGAUCUGGUGCUCAAAUCCAAGGGAACUUGCCAGUCUUGUGGAGCUGUGGGACCAAAUCUCUGGGCUUGUCUUCAGAUCGGGUGUCCUUAUAUCGGUUGUGGAGAGUCCUUUGCUGACCACAGCACACUUCAUGCACAGGCCAAAAAGCACAACCUGACGGUGAACCUGACCACUUUCCGCAUCUGGUGUUAUGCUUGUGAAAAGGAAGUGUUCUUGGAGCAGCGGCUGGCAACGCACACGCCGUCACCGCCAGUCAAGUUCACUGAACCGGAUUCUCCAUUGCCUGCUCACCCUUUGAAAGCUGUUCCGAUUGCAGUGGCUGAUGAAGGCGAAUCUGAAUCAGAGGAUGAUGAUUUGAAACCAAGAGGCCUUACUGGAAUGAAAAAUCUUGGGAACUCCUGCUACAUGAAUGCAGCACUUCAGGCUCUCUCUAACUGCCCACCUCUUACACAGUUUUUUCUGGAAUGUGGUGGACUGGUCCGUACGGAUAAGAAACCAGCACUGUGCAAAAGUUACCAGAAGCUGGUAUCUGAGGUUUGGCACAAGAAACGCCCAAGUUACGUUGUUCCCAGCAGUCUAUCCCAUGGAAUUAAACUGGUCAACCCCAUGUUCCGAGGCUACGCACAGCAGGACACUCAAGAGUUCCUGCGGUGUCUGAUGGAUCAGCUUCAUGAAGAACUGAAGGAACCAGUCGUUGCAGAGACGAGGGAUUUGGAUAUGGGUGACCAGGAUGACAAGCGAGAGGGAGACCGAAGUCCUUCGGAGGAUGAGUUCCUCUCGUGUGACUCAAGCAGUGACAGAGGGGAAGGAGAUGGCCAAAGCCGGACAACAGGGAGCAUGGGCAGCAGCUCCCUGGCAGAGACAGAGUUGUUGAUCCAGGAUGAAGCAGGGAGGGGGAUCUCUGAGAAGGAGAGGAUGAAGGACAGGAAGUUCUCCUGUGGCCAUCGGCGCAGCAACUCGGAACAGGUGGAUGAGGAUGCAGAUGUUGAUACUACUAUGAUGCCAAUUGAUGGCAGAGCCUCACCUGAUAUGCUGCCAGCUCCCCGUCCUGCCAGCCCGUGUCGGACACCAGAACCUGACAACGAUGCCUACGUGCGGUGCUCCUCACGCCCCUGCAGUCCAGUCCAUCAUGAAAUGCACUCCAAGCUCUCUAGCAGUCCUCCUCGCUCCAGUCCUGCCAGACUUGGACCUUCCUACAUACUCAAGAAAGCCCAGAUGCAGGCUUCCGGGAAAAAGAAGAAAGAACUUCGUUACCGCAGCGUGAUUUCUGACAUCUUCGAUGGCUCCAUCCUCAGCCUGGUGCAGUGCCUCACCUGUGACAGAGUUUCUACAACAGUGGAGACAUUCCAGGACCUGUCACUCCCAAUCCCAGGGAAGGAGGACUUGGCCAAGCUGCACUCUGCCAUCUACCAAAACGUACCAGCUAAGACGGGGGCAUGUGGGGACAACUAUGCCUCACAAGGCUGGAUUGCUUUCAUCAUGGAGUAUAUCCGGAGGUUCGUGGUGUCCUGUAUCCCCAGCUGGUUUUGGGGUCCCGUUGUGACACUGGAGGAUUGCCUUGCUGCCUUCUUUGCAGCAGAUGAGUUAAAGGGGGACAACAUGUACAGUUGUGAACGGUGUAAAAAAUUACGGAAUGGAGUAAAGUACUGCAAAGUCCUCCGGCUACCAGAGAUUCUUUGCAUCCACCUGAAACGGUUCCGGCACGAGGUGAUGUAUUCCUUCAAGAUCAACAGUCACGUCUCCUUCCCCUUGGAAGGGCUGGAUCUGCGACCUUUUCUAGCCAAGGAGUGUGUCUCCCAGAUCACCACCUAUGAUCUCCUGUCAGUCAUCUGUCACCAUGGCACAGCAGGCAGUGGGCAUUACAUAGCCUACUGCCAGAACGUGAUCAACGGCCAGUGGUACGAGUUUGAUGACCAGUACGUCACUGAAGUCCACGAGACUGUGGUACAGAACGCAGAAGCGUACGUCUUGUUCUACAGGAAAAGCAGUGAGGAGGCUGUGCGAGAGCGUCAGAAAGUCGUGUCCCUUGCCAGCAUGAAGGAGCACAGUUUACUGCAGUUCUACAUCUCUCGAGAGUGGCUUAAUAAAUUCAACACCUUUGCUGAGCCUGGUCCCAUCACCAAUCACACCUUUCUGUGCUCUCACGGAGGGAUCCCUCCUAAUAAGUACCACUACAUUGAUGACCUGGUUGUGAUUCUGCCCCAGAAUGUGUGGGAGUAUCUCUACAACAGGUUCGGGGGUGGCCCCGCUGUGAACCAUCUGUAUGUGUGCUCCAUUUGCCAAGUGGAGAUUGAAGCGUUGGCCAAACGCAGGAGAAUUGAAAUCGACACCUUCAUCAAGCUGAACAAGGCUUUCCAGGCAGAGGAGUCCCCAAGUGUCAUCUACUGUAUCAGCAUGCAGUGGUUCCGUGAGUGGGAAGCCUUCGUCAAGGGGAAGGAUAAUGAGCCUCCGGGACCAAUUGACAACAGCAAGAUCGCGCUCACAAAAGCAGGUGGCCACGUGCAGGUUAAGCAGGGUGCUGAUUAUGGGCAGAUUUCUGAGGAGACAUGGAUUUAUUUAAGCACGCUGUACGGAGGGGGCCCAGAAAUUGCCAUCAGACAGAACGUGGCCCAGAUCCAAGAAUUGGAAAACCUGCAUGGGGAGCAGAAGAUUGAAGCGGAGACGCGGGCUGUGUGAUCUGUGUGGGAUGGGGCAGGGAAGGUACGGCACAGAUACGUCCGUGUGGGGACAGAUGGCUGGGGAAUCCUGAGGAGUCAAACCUCUUCUGUUGGCUGGCACAGGAAGGUGCGCAGGGCUCCCACCACCGCUUCUGGGAAGGGCAGGUUUUCUCCACCAUCCUUCCAUGUGGCUUUGAACACAGGGGUGGUGCUGGGUGAGACUGGGAGAAGCAGCUUCUCUGCAGUUCAUCUCUGGAUAAAGCUCUGGUAGGAGAUUGCAGCCAGACUUCAGGUUUUGACCUGCACCCUCUCCCUUUGUUUGCUUACAAGGAACCACCGCUCCCAGCUUGCCCCCAGUGAACUGAGUCCCUGUUCCCUUGCAGGUUUUGCUUUUGGCACUUAAUUUUAACUCAGACAUAUAAAGAUAAAUAUUAUUUAUCUUUCCAGCAACAGAAACCCAUUAUUUGAAGCUGACUUGAAGCCAAAAGGGCUCCGGGUACUUUAGUGCUGGUGGGGCACAGCUCCCACCACUUCCUCAUUUUGCUCUUUAUCCACUUUUUGCAAAGUUGCUUGCAAUCAGCUCAGAAAUGUUGGAGGAGGCCGUUCCUCUCUCCCCAGCCCCACACCACUGGUGGGGUCCUGCAGAAUUUUUUUCUCCUUGUAUCCGAUUUCCUGCAUUCAGCACGUGUUCAGAGAACGAAGCUGGAAGAUGACGACUCCUUCCCAAUGGCUUCCUGCCCUACUCUCUCCACCACAGCUCCUGGCAGCUUUGUAGCUAUGGGAUGCAACCUUCCGCGUGCUUAGGUCACAGGGCUGGGACCGCAGCAGCUUCAACUCCAAGCUGGGCUGAGCAGACAUCGUUGGAAGACACAGGGCAGACUUUCAGACUCCUGGGUCAUAACCCCCUUCCCAGACUGCCCCUGCUGGAAGCCUGGAGCUGUCUCCAUGUCCAUCAGGAGAAGCGAAGGGUGCGUGAAGGAUGAGGAGGAGCCCGUUUGUUGGCGCAGAGUCUGUCUGGAGGGGUCACCCUUGGGCAGGGUGGUAACUCAGUGCUGGGGAAGAGCUCCAGGCUGGUAAAGCAGCUUUUUGGGAAUGAGCUGCUUUCUACAAACAAGCCCCCACUGGUGCGCUGAGGUCAUUCCAGCUUCUCUUCACAGAUGGCGUUUGUGUACACAGUGGCUCAUUUAAUGAACAGAAAUAACUUGCUCCCUAAUCUACUGCUGCUGCCGCAGCCACGGAGCACCCGGCAGCGGUGAGGGGAAGGAAGACAAAAAAAAAAGGCUAAACACUACUUUAUGUCCUUUUGCAGCACGGUGUGCGUUUGUCAUUCAUUUGAUAAGUCAGCCAGGAUAUACUGAAAUCUUCUGUGACUUUGCAAGCGUUUCACUGCAAUUUAUCUGGAAGCCGAGCAAGGUGGAAGCAGCCUCUCGGCUGAGGAGCCAGACUGUUUAUGGUGCUGGAACCUGAGUGAUUCCACAGCAUCAGGUAUGGCCUGGGUGGUACCAGCAUGGGGCUGGGACUGCCCGAGCUUCUUGUGUAAAAGAGAAGGAAAGGCUGCUCUUUGACUUAGAGCUAGAAAGCAGAGAAAGGUGGAGGAUGGGAGAAUUUGCAAAGAAAAAUGUGGCCUUCAGAUUUAAUUUUUUUUUUUCUUCUUUAGACUAAAUGUUUGCUGCAAACAGCAACUCCUUUCAAAAAGCGUCUGUAAAUGGUUCCGCAUGUUUAUUUUAUGAUCCUGUUUAUUGGAUGCUUGUACAGACCCGGCCGGGCCCCAGGGGAGGUCAGCGAAUGAGCCACUGUUGGGAUUUCUCAUUGUUUUAAGCUGUCUUUGUUAGUCGCUGCAGCCGCCUUCGGAUCUGCUGCAGAGCCUGUAGGGCUGCAUGUCUGUGUCGUCUGUGCUGUGUGGAAGUUGCUGUACAGACCGUGAUAACACUCCUGUGCUUACGUGUUCUACCUUGUGCUGAAAAUGUGUUACAAUAAAUACAUGUGCAUUCA